Messenger RNA from Moesziomyces antarcticus, 615 nucleotides. RefSeq lists its product as uncharacterized. The record is from RefSeq and is a predicted model, not a curated record. The transcript has 2 exons. NCBI's taxonomy places the organism in Eukaryota, Fungi, Basidiomycota, Ustilaginomycetes, Ustilaginales, Ustilaginaceae. Bases 1 to 615 code for a protein of 204 amino acids.
AUGAAGAUCAACCCUAUCGUUCUAUUUGCGCUCUCGAGCAGUGCUGUGGUGCUGGCCGCCCCUACUCCGCAGGGCUGGAACCUGCUCAAGGGAGCGAGCAAGCUGGUGGGCAAGGGCAAGGGCGAAUCGUCCAGUGCCGCUCGUGCGCUCGAGGACGACUUCAAGUGGGAUGGUCUGCCCGAAGGAUCCGCCGGCGGAUCCAGCAAGGCCCCUUCGGGAAGGUCGAGCCCAAAGCAUGCGCGUGUUGAUAUCGAACAGCCCGCUCCCCAGCGUCCAGUCACGCCGCCCUCGGCUGCUGCACCUGCUGUGCAGGCUCAUCCUGGAGCUCAGCAUGCACCAGUGGCUGCUCCUCACCCUCAAUACGCCCCGUCGGGCCCCCCUGCUCCUGGAAUGUACUAUACUGGUCCUCCCACUGGCCACUACCAGGGUCCUCCUCAACACUAUUCGUCGUACCCCGGCCAUGACGACUCGAUGAUCCAGUAUCUAAACAGAUACCCGGGUCACCCUCGUAUCCCUCACCCGGACACGGAGUGGUUGACCUGGUCCGCCGCUGAGAGGCACAACGCCCAGAUGGAGGCCGAAAGGCAAAAGGAGCGCACCGGCUGGUUCUGGUAA